UAGGCGUGGCUUAAGAGUGUGUGUGUGUGCGCAGCUUUUGUAGUGCAGUGAGGUUCUAGUGUGAGCUUGUGGUGGUGAAAGAUAUAAUUUAUAAGGAUAGGGUUUUUAGCUUGGUCGACGGUGGGGCAUUUUUCGCUAUUGCAACCACACUUCCCUCCCCUCGCUCAAAAAAAAUGUAAAUAUGUCUAGUCCUAAUAGUGCGGAAGUGUCUGGCUCACCCUCACCAGCCCCAAGUAGUAUUGGAAACAAUGCCCCCAAGUAUGGAACUUUGGUCCCUAACAGAGUGUUUGUCGGUGGUAUCUCAGCCAGCACGACAGAGCAGGACCUUCUGGAAUUAUUUUCACAAUAUGGGUCAGUCAAAGCGACCAAGAUUAUCAGCGAUAGGGCCGGAGUGUCAAAAGGCUACGGCUUUGUCACCUUUGAGACAGAAGACGAGGCGAGGAGACUUACACAGGAGGCUGAUAACAUAAUGCUCAAAGACAGAAAAUUGAAUAUUGCACCAGCCAUUAAGAAACAAGUUAGUGAUGUAGGAUACAUGAAGACAUAUUCACCGCGCUUAGUAGAGAGCAGCAACAGUGUAGUAGGAACUGGUGGACCAGUCUUCUUUGGAAAUGCUGCAACCUACACCACAUACGGGAGCACGGUGCCAGUUUUGGCGCCAACAGAGUACCCAACAUUCCCCCAGACCCCGGCAGCGCCCACAACGCCUUCGGCCUAUCCAACCAUCAUGUACCCGCAGCCUGUGUACUACCCCCAGCAGUACCAGUAUCAGCCUACGCAAACCGUUCAGCCACAGUGGGGAGCUGCGCCCCAGUGGAGGUGGAUCACCCCUGGCUCCUACCCUCAGCCUGAGUGCAACUCCCCAUGUGUGGCUGAGCCCAGCAGUCCACCACAUGGGGACUUCACCACAGCUUCUGCCGUGGGAAGCCUGCCCUUCGCCUCUACCCCUGUGUCCCUGGCUUGCCCCUCUACUCCCACCACCACCACCACCACUGUUGGCAAUUCCACUUCCAUGUCUGCAGCAACAAAAACCGUGCAUGACUCCUUGCUGCAGAUCAAACCCCUCGCCGCCACCAUUGCUACUGCCACCACCAGCGGAAAGAAUCCUCAAGGAACUGCAAGGCCGAAGCCCAUGGCACAGGACUCGGUGACUAUGGCUUCAGAUGUGGAUAAAAAUAAUAACGCAACUGAGGACAGCAAGGUGGGUGGGGGAAGCGACGACGGCACUUCUCCCAGUACCCUGCAGACAUCCCACCAAGGUUCCUUCGCUCUCGACCAGCUCAACGACAGCCACUGCCACAGCAGCAACAGCAGCAUCAACAGCAGCCACAGCAGCAGCUCUUCAGCAGUAUCGAGCAUUAUGAGUACAGCAAGCAAGAGCAGUUUCAGCAGCAACAGUAUACACACCAGGCCCCCAAAGGAGAAUGGUUCGAGCCACAAGAAAAGGGUGGAGGAAAUUGGUGUGGAGAAGAUCCCAGUCGAGAGGAACAUGACGAAGGCAACCCCAAGGCCUUUGAACCCACCUGGUGGUGCAACCAGCCCUUCAUCCCCAUGUGGGGCUGGGUCAUGUGUGGACCCUACCAGCCAGCACAGCAGCACACACAAGGCCACGAAACCAAUGGCUUGGAAUGGCUGGAUACCCAUGACAGCCAAGAUCGGAUGGGGGUCCCACCUGGGCCCGUCAUCCUUGUGUCCCCACCACAGUGGGGCGAUGACCCCCGUACCUGCCAGCCCAGUGCCUUUGCAGGCAUCUCGCAUGUUAAUGUCCCCUUCAUGGACUUCCCUUGGGUGGCCCCUGACUCCUCCACCUACCUGCCCAUUAACCCCCAAAGCCAACAGCAGCAGCAGCAACAGCAGCACCAGCAACAGCAACAGCACCAGCAACAGCACCAGCCACAACAGUACCAGCAGCAACACAACCACCACCACCACCAACAAGCACACUUGGUGGCCUCAAAUGGCUUGCUCACCCCACAGCGCAUUGCCGGCCUCCGCACGAGCCCCAUUACCCCUGAGCUCCCAAGCUCCCAAGAGCAGUCGAGGAGGCUUCCUCCUUGGCUCCCCCGGCCAGUCCCCCUACAGCCCUCAGCAAGGAUACAGCUUGUUUUGCAACACAAAUCAGCAACAUUGCCAGCACAAUGACUUCUACCAGCAGCACACCCAGCAACAGCAGCAGCAAGAACAGCAGCCCCAUGAGCAACCGUACCCAGGUGAUGGGUGGCUCUCCCAACCCCUUCCAGGCUCAGUACCCUGGGAGUGGAGUAAAUCAAGCGACAUAUGGGUACAUGAACCAAAGUCCAGUUGUGAUGAUGCCAUACUACCAGUGUGGGGGGACAGUCGGGCCCUACUACCAGUGGCCCUCACCAGUGAUGAUGCAGUGGCCUAUGAUCCCUCUACCAUCAACACAUUACAGUGCCCAGAGCCUGACCCCAACAACAACAACAUCCUCGGGAAUGUCUGGGCCAUACCCCCAUCUGUCUGCUGUGCCCCUCAACCCUCACAGCCAUGGUCCCAGUGCUCCCUCCAAUCUGCAGGGAGUAGCCUCGAAGUCCAUGGACGAAAUGAUAGACCCAUGCAGCAGCAGCAGCAACAGCCCUCAUCAUGGCCACAACACUGGCAGUCACAGCUGUUUGAGCAAAUUGAAUUUACACACUGGUAUGGCAGUGCACCCCCAGGCCCAGGCGAGCCAGGAAACUUUGUCUGGGAUGCUAGUUGUGGGCCCCAGGCGGGUCGAUGGCCACAGGUUAACGCUGUCUGACUCACCUCGGAAAUACCACUCCUCUCCCCACAAGGCAAUACCUUCUCCCCGCAAAUUCCCCCAUCCCCUUGCCCCUCCAAGCCCCAGGGGCCCUCUCCAAGAAAGGCGUUCCUUUAGUUCUCUCACAGAAGCAAGUUUAAGGGCACUGCCAACUCUCCGUGAUGAUCACUGUGCUUUAAUGCCAAUGACACCACCACCCACACCACUCCUGGAAACUGACUCACAUGAAGCAGAUGUUGGCACUUAGAGUACUUCUUAAGGCAAGGUAGCAACUGUUGACCAAAUUUGAUGAGAGUUCAUAUUUAAGUGCUAUGGGUAAAGGAUGAUGGAAAGUGUUAGAAAAACUUUUUUCUUAUUUUUUGUGAUUUGUGGGUUAACAGGAAAGAAUAUCACUCAUGGCAAUAAUUGCCCAAAGUGUGCUUGACUGUGUUCAUUAGGAUAAGGCCUCCUAGAAUGUUUUCUAGGAACAUAUGGUUGUGUUUUCAUGUGAAUAUACUGUGGCUAUGUGAUUGUGCCAAAGUUCACACCUCACCCACUUUCUCCCCAUCUCUCACCCCUCUCUCCACAUUCUAAAACCCAGGUAAAUGCACACAUGUUGAUCUCCCUUUUAGGAUUCAUGCUCUGCCAUUGUAUAACAUUUCAGCACACCAUCCUGCAUGUGAUCUGGCCACUAGGAGAUAUUACACUGAGAUUUCCAUGUCAUGUUUCUUUCUCUUGUCUCUUCUUGUUCUUUUCUCUUCCUUGUGUCUUUCCUGUCUUUCUUCAUGCCACUUAGUUUAAGGACUUUGUGUAUAAGGAGAUUAUAUCUGAAUUACAUGUUUGUUAUUCUGUAAUAUUGUUUAAAGAUUUUGUCUGUAAUUCUCAUAGCAGCCAUCCAUUUCAUUUGUACAAUAUUCUAAUACAUUAAAUAGAUCUUUGUUCAUUCACAAGGAUAACGACCCAAGUCAUUUGAUAUAGAGAAGUCAUAAUGUAUUCCAUUCAGCACAAUGUUGUUAAUAAUGUGACUCAAAAAAUGUUGGAAGACAAUAUUGUAUCUCAUAUUUUCCCAUGUUUAAGGCAGAGUUUUGCAUGCACUUUGUUGUUGGUGAUGGCAUUAAACAGGGAAAAGUGAUGAGUAAGAAAAAAAGGGAAAAAAAGAUAAAAAAAAAAUCAUUUAAAAAAAUGAGAGGAGAAAGUUUCCAUGCAUCUAUAUUGCAAGUUGAUGAAUGUUCUAAUUAAUAGAAUUUGGUUAAAAUUAUCCUAGUUUGCUCACAUGUUCUCAGUACAUCAGAACUAAACCAAUCUUGAGGAGAGAAAAACAAAAUAGAAUAGAAGGGCCAGGGGAGGGAAGUUAACACUAAGGCACAUCGGGAAAUAUUUUCUUUCCCGCUUUCCAUGUGAAUUUGUGCUCUGCUGGUCAUUGUGAGGAAUAUUUACUUGCAAUUUCCCCAAAAAUUUGUUUGCGAAGUAUGUAUAUAUACAUGCACAUAUAUAACUAAUCAUAGAUACACGUGCAUUUGUGUAUGUAUUUUUUUGUCUGAUUGUUUUUUGAUACACAUGCAGAAUGACUUUCAUAUACACAUAUAUAAACAUAAUAAGCAUAAACUUAAACUUACAUAUACUUAGGCAUGACUAAAAGAAAAACACUUUACACCAAAGCGUUUAUAAGAAAAUGAGAAGACCUGGAUAUAAAAUCCAAGUGUUUUGUGUUUAUUUAUUUUUUAUUUAUUUAUUUUUUUUUGUGUGUGUGUAGAGUGUAUUUUUUCCUGCCAUUUGAUGAACAUGAUAAUACUGUUGCCAUUCAUAUAUAUGCAUACAUAUAUACGAGAUGUGCUCUAAGAGUAAAUUCAUUCAUUAGGGUCAAACAUUGAAAUUGCAUUUUGAAUGAGAGAUGUGAGUAUAUACAACACCCAUAGUUAUAGUUGAGAAUUUUAGUUGAACUGACCACAUAAGGUUGUGCAGAGUUACUCUGACUUUUGACAUGUUUCAUGUUUAUUAUAGUUCUAUUUGCCUUUUUCCAUAUAAGCUUAUGUAUGAGAUAUAUUUAUAAAAGAAAGAUAACCAUGUUAUGUAAAAUGCCAAAAUUGUUAUUGUAUAAAUUGUAUUAUGGAAAAUAGGAAGAGGAACCAAAGAUGUGUAUUAGGAUAUUUGACUGGGAAGUGAUUUUAUACUUUGAAGGUAAAACCUUGUUUUGUAUGUGGUAAAGAAAUGGUUUUCUCAAACUUUACCAUUCUUUUAGAUUGUGAUAAUGGUAGAUUUUGUUUCUCCCUCCCCUCUUGCAAGAGAUGUUUGCAAUCAAAUUUAAAAAUUAGGAUACAUUCACAUACAGAAACUUGAUUCCUGAAAAUCUUAAUGCCAUGGAACUUACACAGUUAUGAUGGAUUUAAAUUCCAUGACAAUGCAUUUAACUUGUUACACAGAAGUGAUACAUCAUUUGCAUACAGAGUAUAAGUCUACCAUCACAUGUUAUAUUGCCAAAUCAUAAUGUUUAUGAGAAUAAGGUGUGUGCAUAGUGUUACGAGUGGAAACUAUAUUGUUAUUAUUUGUUAUGUAAAGCCUGGGAGGUCCAGUGUGUCAUGUUUUCAUUAAGUGAAGAGAGAUUGUUUGUAUGUGAUGUGGAUUGAGAAUAUCAUUGCAUUGGUGUUACUUUCCCUCCUUUAAUUUUCAUGGUGCAAUAAUGUCAUUAUUUUAUUUAUUUUAUGUAUGUUUUAAGCAGAGAUCUAUCAAAAUUUUAUUUAUAAACUAUUUAUACUGUAAACAGAUGAAACCUGUAAUAUUCCCUAUAGGUUGUGAGUCGUCCUUUCUGGAAAAUGUAUGAAGGUGACAAUGCGUUCAAUAGGUUAAGCACAUUAACUUGGAAAAUGCCUCUUUAAGUGCCAGGAAAAUUGUAGGGUUAUCCAUAAGGUGGAGGAGUUUCCGCUCACUCUAAAUCUUCUGCCGGUCAUCCAGUGCUUUCUUUUUAAGAUAACUUUGUAAUUGUGUGUACACCAGAAGGACAAUUUGAAGGCUUUUUAACAUCUUUGUUAGAUUUUGAAUAUUGAUGAGAUUAGCAAAGAAGAAAUCAUUUUUGGAUUGCAUUUUCUUUCCAUAUACUUGUUUAGCUACAUGAUUCUUUUUGAAAAGGAUGCAAAUCUAUUUGCCAUACAUGUGUCACCAAGUUGUAUUAUUGUCCAUCGAUAAUUUGAACUAAUUUUGUAUAACUAGCAACGCAAGUGUGAUUAUUGGUUGUAUUUAAAUAAUAAAUGCUACACUAUUGAAGUUAUCUAAUGUGUACCAAAGGCUUAGGCUGGUUGGCAGGACUAUUCAUACAUCCUGCAACAUUGUGCCUCUAUUGGAACACUGGGAAGCCCAUUUUCAGUGUGGGUAUAAGCGUUCCCUUCUUAUUUCGUAGGAUGAAGGUUGAAGAUAACAUUUUGUACCUCCUGUUAAUGUUAAAAUUAAAAGUUUGGGAUAAAUGUGGGAUGAGAUUAUGGGCCUGUGAAUCAAGGAAGCUAGUCGUGUACUUCCUCGUGUGAGUAAAUUAAGCUAUCAGA
Molecule: messenger RNA, 6270 nt
Organism: Penaeus vannamei (Pacific white shrimp)
Lineage: Eukaryota; Metazoa; Arthropoda; Malacostraca; Decapoda; Penaeidae
Biological process (GO): positive regulation of translational initiation; 3'-UTR-mediated mRNA stabilization
Cellular component (GO): cytoplasm
Molecular function (GO): mRNA 3'-UTR binding; translation activator activity
Source: RefSeq, a predicted model, not a curated record